This is a messenger RNA of Racocetra persica, 162 nucleotides long. Lineage: Eukaryota; Fungi; Glomeromycota; Glomeromycetes; Diversisporales; Gigasporaceae. The record is from the annotation of a GenBank genome assembly.
AUCUUGUACUGGUCCACAGACAUAACGUACGGUCGUUGGUGUGUUUUCCUAGUUAGGGAUUUAUAUUGCUGUUGUCGAACAAUGGUGCUGCACGCCACUCAAAUUGGAGCGAUAGUUUAUCCUUAUAUGGGUUAUACGGUCGAUCUGGAAUAUGUAUAUUGA